Molecule: messenger RNA, 1755 nt
Organism: Lodderomyces elongisporus
Lineage: Eukaryota; Fungi; Ascomycota; Pichiomycetes; Serinales; Debaryomycetaceae
Gene: DPL1
Product: sphinganine-1-phosphate aldolase
Exons: 1
Coding region: 1-1755 (584 amino acids)
Biological process (GO): carboxylic acid metabolic process; sphingolipid catabolic process
Cellular component (GO): endoplasmic reticulum
Molecular function (GO): sphinganine-1-phosphate aldolase activity; pyridoxal phosphate binding
Source: RefSeq, a predicted model, not a curated record
AUGCCACCUGUGGAAAUAACUUUUGCAUGGCCCACGAGCCUCAAUGAGAUCCCCGAGUCUCUAAUAAAGUUACAUCAUCAAGUAGAGUUAUACAUUCUCAUUAAUUAUUAUGCCUCAAAUGACUUGUUGUGGGGAUCGAUCUUCCUUAUACGAGACCUCACGUUUAUCUACAUUGUCUACUCGUACUUUACUAGAACACUCAGGCGAGUUCGUGGAUAUGGACCAGUUGGAUCGUUAAAGAGACUAUACACCAAAACUUCAGUUGCAAUUUCGUCCAGAGUUAUGUCUUUACCAUUCAUAAGAAACAAAAUCGAUAAAGAAUUGAAUUCUACAAUCAAAAUGAUCGAGAAGGAGUUGAUGAAAAAUAGUGAUGAUUUGCAACAAUUCAAAGAAUUACCUUUACAUGGACUCUCGCAUGAUGAUGUUUCGUCAGAGUUGGUCAAACUCCAGGACUUGAAACAUUCCGAUUGGACAAAUGGUAGAGUUAGUGGCGCAGUGUACCAUGGCGGUGACACAUUGUUGAAAUUGCAACUGGAGGCGUAUCACCAAUAUAGCGUUGCUAAUCAGUUGCAUCCGGAUGUUUUUCCCGGCGUGAGGAAAAUGGAGGCUGAAGUAGUUGCAAUGGUUUUGGAAAUUUUCAAUGCACCUGAUGGCGCAUGUGGGUCAACUACAUCUGGUGGGACUGAGUCCUUGUUAUUGACUGGAUUGGCAGCUAGAGAAUACGGAAGAAAAUAUAAGGGUAUUGUCAAACCCGAAGUUAUUGCACCCGUAACCAUUCAUGCUGGUAUUGAGAAAGCCUGCUAUUACUUUGGCAUGAAACUCCACAAGGUUGACUUGGAUCCAAAGACUUUUCAAGUCAAUUUGAGCAAAGUCAGGAAAUUGAUCAACAAAAACACUGUUUUGCUCUGUGGGUCUGCACCAAACUAUCCACACGGUAUAAUUGAUGAUAUUGAAGGUUUGUCCAAACUAGCUGUAAAAUACAAGAUCCCAUUGCACGUUGAUGCAUGUCUUGGCUCAUUUAUUGUUUCCUUUUUGGAGUCAUCCAAAGUUCAUGGCGAUAAGAAGCUACCAUUAUUUGACUUUAGGUUACCCGGAGUCACGUCCAUCUCGUGUGACACGCACAAGUAUGGCUUUGCACCAAAAGGCUCAUCCAUUAUAAUGUACCGUAGUCCAAAGUUGCGUGAGUGUCAAUAUUACAUUUCAAGUGAUUGGACUGGUGGUAUGUAUGGUUCCCCAACCUUGGCGGGAUCAAGGCCCGGUGCAUUGAUGGUUGGUUGCUGGGCCACUUUAGUCAAUAUAGGAAAAGAUGGCUACAGACAAAGCUGUUUUGAUAUUGUGCUGACAAUGUUGAAGGUGAAAAAGGCGAUUGAAAAAGACUCUACUUUAUCUGAAUAUCUUGAAAUUAUCGGGAACCCUAUUGGCUCCGUGGUAUCUUUUAAAGUCAAAACAAGCAAAAAGAAGGAGCUUUCUAUAUAUGAGUUGGGCGACUUAUUAACUAAAAAAGGUUGGCAUUUUGCAACAUUACAGAACCCGGCAGCAUUACACUUUGCAUUCACCAGAUUAACAACCCCAGUUGUCGAUGAAUUAAUUGAUGACCUUGUUGGCUGCACGAAGGAGGCAAUCGAGUUAACAAAAAAAACAGGAAAGAAACAAAGCGAUACCGCCGCAUUAUACGGUAUAGCAGGCAGUGUUCAUACUGCUGGAUUGGCAGAUAAAAUCAUAGUUGCAUUUUUAGAUACCUUGUAUAAAACAUAG